Messenger RNA from Brassica oleracea var. oleracea, 645 nucleotides. RefSeq names its product glutathione S-transferase T3-like. NCBI's taxonomy places the organism in Eukaryota, Viridiplantae, Streptophyta, Magnoliopsida, Brassicales, Brassicaceae. The transcript has a single exon. Bases 1 to 645 code for a protein of 214 amino acids. The record is from RefSeq and is a predicted model, not a curated record.
AUGGAUUCUAGUAAUCCAUUUAGUCAGACAUCCAAUUUUGUUGAUCUGUUGAACAGUCAACAAGAUACUGACUUUCCUGAAACCUAUCCGUAUGCAAGUUUUUCACAUGGAUCAUCACAACUCCCUAGGCAAACUUCAAGCUUCUGUGAAGUCUCAACGAUAGAGCGUAGAGAAAGAAAGAAAUGGACGGUCACUGAUGAUCUUGUGUUCAUUAGCGCAUGGCUAAACACGAGCAAAGACCCUGUGGUGGGCAAUGAGCAGAAAGCAUGUGCAUUAUGGCAACGCAUUGCAGUGUACUUUGCAGCAAGUCCGAAGGUGGAAAAAGGUGAAGCCCGAGAGGCCAUUCAGUGCAAGCAAAGGUGGCAGAAGAUGAAUGAUCUUGUGUGCAAGUUUUGUGGAGCUUAUGCGGCUGCAACAAGACAGAAAACAAGUUGCCAGAACGAGGCUGAUACUGUUAAACUUGCACACGGAAUCUUCUACAAUGAUCACAAGAUUAAAUUUAAUCUUCACCAUGCUUGGGAGGAGCUCAGAAAUGACCAGAAAUGGGGUGAAAUUGCUAAUUCCAAGAUUGAUGGAAGCGGAAAGAAGAGAAAGUAUGACGAUGGAGCACAAUCUGAAAGCUCUCAAGCAACUUCCAAUCUCUGA